CCUCAUCCUCUAUAUUCUCUCUAACCAACAUCAUGGUUCGCAAAGACCCUAUCUUCGAAGCCCGCACAAAUGUCAAACUACACUCCAAUAGACUCAAGAAAGAAGCCGUCCGAGCGGAGGCGACCUUCAAAUCCGAGAAGGCCAAAGCCGACAAAGCGAUGAAAAACCGCGAGUUCCAGAUCGCCCGCAUUCACGCCGCCUCCGCCGUGCGCGAGAAGCGACGCCAAGUAACGCUCAAAUCCGAAGCGGCACGCGCAGACGUUAUCAUCAACGAACUCAAGGCCGCCCAAAGCACCCGCGACACAUCCCGGACGCUCGCUAUGGCGUCGCGGGGCCUAGAUGCUGCCUCACGGAGCGUCAACCUCGAACACCUCGUCUCCCACGCUAACAACUUCCUCGCCCGGUCGGAGGACUUUAAGAUCGCUAGCAGUGCAAUCGAGGAUGUCGCACAGGGUAUAUCGAUGCAGGAAUAUGGUGCGGAGGGUGAGGCCGACGUUGAUCGACUUAUGGAACAACUGGCAGAUGAUGCGGGUGUUGAUAUGCGCAAGAACCUCGAGGCGGAUGCUGCGCCCAAGGAGGAGGUUAAGGAGCCCAAGCAAGUGGAUGCCGAGGUUGAGGAUGGCUUGGGUGCAAGGCUACGAGCCUUACGGGCUGCUAAUUGAGCAAGUGGCUUAAUCUCUCUCUCCUCCUGGGUACUCCGGAUUUACGGGACUGUCAAUCCCCCAUAUAGAUUCCUCGCGAUCUCUGGACCUUGCAACACACUGACGAUCCACGAAGUUACGCUUGUAUUUCAAUGUUCUUUCUGCGCUGCUCUAUACGUGACUAGGCGUAUUCAAC
Messenger RNA from Penicillium samsonianum, 837 nucleotides. Its product is annotated as putative SNF7 family protein Fti1/Did2. Gene Ontology annotation, cellular component: multivesicular body; ESCRT III complex. Gene Ontology annotation, biological process: late endosome to vacuole transport; protein transport; endosome transport via multivesicular body sorting pathway. The coding region runs from base 33 to 662 and encodes 209 amino acids. The transcript has 2 exons. The record is from RefSeq and is a predicted model, not a curated record. NCBI's taxonomy places the organism in Eukaryota, Fungi, Ascomycota, Eurotiomycetes, Eurotiales, Aspergillaceae.